Trichomonas vaginalis G3 is the source of this 1788-nucleotide messenger RNA. Its product is annotated as positive regulation of cilium movement. Gene Ontology annotation, cellular component: cilium. Gene Ontology annotation, biological process: protein polyglutamylation; microtubule cytoskeleton organization. The record is from RefSeq and is a predicted model, not a curated record. The coding region runs from base 1 to 1788 and encodes 595 amino acids. The transcript has a single exon. Lineage: Eukaryota; Parabasalia; Trichomonadida; Trichomonadidae. Gene Ontology annotation, molecular function: tubulin binding; metal ion binding; ATP binding.
AUGAAUGAAGUUGAAAUAAAGAAGAAAAAAGUUAAAAAACCAUUAUCCGUAAAUCUUGACAACACACAUUACCAAUUAAUUCAUAGCUGCGUAGAAGAAAUGGGCUGGAAAGUUACUUCUUCCACAACAGCAAACACAUUAUUUUGGGUUGAUGCCGAAGGGUGCUCAGAUAUCAUAACAGCAAUGAAACCUUACCAAUUUGUUAAUCACUUCCCACUCAUGGCCGAAAUUGCUCAUAAAGUCGAACUUGCCAAAAAUUAUGAUAAGAUGUCAAAAUUCUUACCGGAUAUUUAUACAUUUCAUCCUCAUAGUUUCAUCUUACCAAGAGAGGCAAAAAUUCUUAAAGAAUACAUGUAUUCAAUUCCCAAAAAAUCCAAUAGAACAAUUAUUAUCAAACCUGAUACGGGAAGCCAGGGAAAAGGAAUCAAAUUAAUUCAAAAUCCUAAUCUUGUCGAUGAUUACUAUGAUGAUGCUGUUGCACAAAAAUACAUUGAACCAUAUUUAAUCGAUGGAUAUAAAUUUGAUUUGAGAAUUUAUGUGCUUGUAACUCAUAUAUCACCAUUGCGAAUUUAUAUACAUAACGAAGGCAUGGCUAGAUUUUGCUCUGAACCAUAUAAGCCUCCAAAAUCAUCAAAUUUAGACGAAGUAUACGGACAUCUUACAAAUUUUUCCUUGAAUAAGAAAUGUGAAAAUUUCCAAACAAAUGAUACAGAUAUUGCUCCAGAAACUGGCUCUAAAAGAACUUUGACAAGUAUAUUUAACAAAUUGAAAGAAAAUUCAGUUGAUGUUAAAAUUCUACAAGAUAAAAUAGACAAUAUAAUAAGAUAUACAAUUGCAUCAAUUGCUUCUCAGCUAAAGAUAGCGUAUUCUUCUAAAAUUUUCAAUUCAGAUAAUAAAUGUCGGUGUUUUGAAAUCCUUGGAUUUGAUAUCUUGAUUGAUAAAGAUGUUAAUCCGUGGCUUAUUGAAGUCAAUACAGUGCCAAGUUUACAGACAGGAAGUCCAUUUGAUGAAAGUUUGAAAAGAAGUGCAGUGAUAGGAGCAAUGAAAAUUAUUGAUUUAAAGAAAACAAUUAAAAGUAGAUAUAAAAAAGCAUUAAAGAAUUGUAAUAUGAAAGAAAGAGAAAAUAUAUGCUCAUUCGAUCCAGUGAAAGAAACAGAAAUAUCUAAGACAACAAAUUGGAGAUUGAUUUAUCCGGUUUCUGACAAUCCUUCUGUUGAAAACACCAUGGAACAAGCAAUUAAAUUUUCUGAAAGAAUGUUUAUUAAAGAUAAUAAAUCAUCUACAAUAAGAAAACAGAAACAAGUAGAAGUAUCCAAAGCUCCUGUAAUUGAAAAGAAACCAAAAUCUGCUCCCGUAAAUCGACCAAAGCCAACAACAAUACUAAAGCCAUUAAAUGCUGAAAAACCAGUUAAAGAUUGUAAUAAAGCUACACAAAAACUUUCAGUUUAUCAACGAGAGCCAGUAAAAACCAGAAAAGUAACAAUUUUACCAAAAUUUGAGGAGAAAGUAAAGGUCAAUUUAUGCAGACCAUCUCUAUCAAAGCCUAAUACAAGACAAAGUUCCCCUGUUCUAAUGGACAGAUAUAAAGCUCCACUUAUGAGGAGAAAUAUUUUUGAAUUUGAUAAUCAAUCAAUUUUCUCACACUCGCGAUACUUUCCAAGAGAAAUUAUCAGCAUUUCUGAAGAAGAAAACAGAAAAGAAAUCCUUUUCCAAAGAGAAGAAUCAGCACAAUUAAUGCAUUUGAGAUCUAAAAUUAGAUUAAUUUUCGAUGCUUUACAGAAAAAAUGA